This is a messenger RNA of Musca domestica (house fly), 2600 nucleotides long. Its product is annotated as eye-specific diacylglycerol kinase-like. NCBI's taxonomy places the organism in Eukaryota, Metazoa, Arthropoda, Insecta, Diptera, Muscidae. The record is from RefSeq and is a predicted model, not a curated record. The transcript has 3 exons. Bases 840 to 2600 code for a protein of 586 amino acids.
CCAAACAACAAAUCGAAAAACAAAAAACUCUUGGGAUUUAAGCGGGUUCACAAACAGCAAACAGAGGCAAAGCAAAUGUCAUCUUCUUCGAUAACUAGACAAAGAAAACGCCACGUCAAAAAGGAUGCUAAGCCUUUUUCUUCUAAGUUAACGAGGCAAAAAGAAAGUGUGUUUGGUUUUUGAAAGUCUGUUUGUUCAACUCCCUCCACUCCCAGGUACUGCUUCAAUUUUCAAAAUAAAAAAUGGGAUUUGAUGAGUUGGUAACCUCAAGGGUUUUAAAAGGAAUAACUACAACAGCAACAACAACAACAACGACUACGACAACAGAGACAGCAGUAUCAUCAGUAAUAUCGAUAGAAGCCACAACCAGAAAAGCCUUAACAGCAUUGACGGCGGCAUCUAUCACAAAGAGCGGAGACAACAACAACAGCAGCAAAAACAACAAACAUAAUAAUAGUAUUCUCACAAACGAUAAAAUAACAAUCGAUAACGGCAGCAGCAACAGCAACAGCAACAAUAAAAAUAAAAUUUUUUUAAAAAGGUUUUCCUGUGAAAAUCAACAUUUCAAGGACAUUGCCGUAAAAAAUAUUGCAGUUCAAGUGAAUUGGAGGAGGAACAGCAGCAGCAUCAUCCCACAGUCAGCAUCGCCGGCACCAUCCUCCGCCACAAAGUGUAAAACAAUAAAAAAUAUUCCAGUAAUAGAAUAUCAACAUCAAACAGCAACAAUUCACUACCCCGUAAAAGCUUUAUAAAACAACAAAAGCUGUUACUUUUUUUGUUGUUGUUUCCAACUCGUAAACCGAAACCCAGAAGCGUGGUAGUCAACAGCGGCCAACACAAUGCAGCGUUUGAGGACAACAUUUACGCGUUCGCGUACUCCAACUGGUGCCGAAAUGAAAACUCAAAACAGUCUGGAAGUGCCCAAACAGGUACGCUCAGCGUCUUUCGAUGAAAUGCAACUGGAGUCACAACGAAUGUCCACCCAUUUCCUGAAACAACAAUCCUCAUCGGAUGAACGUUCCUCGGAGGGAGGCUUUCUUCAGGUGCCGCAGGCCAUGCAUGCCCAACGUUCGCACUCGUUUGAUUCGGCUGCAGCUUCGGCGGGUAGUGACGACUCGGGCACAUUCCUCGAGGUACCGCGACGUGGUAAAAAUCGACGCAGUUCAUCGACCAAGACACCGCCACCCUGUAUACACUGCUUCUAUCUGGAGGAGUACGAGAAACAGAUGCGUGCCCAACAACGUUAUCUGAUCGAUCAUCAUGAAAUGAAAAAUCUUAGCUAUAGCAUAACCAGUUCCGAGCUAAGCGAUGACAAUGAAGACGAAACUGCCGAAAUCGAUGAAGAUCUUGUCGAAGAGGAAGAGGAGGAAGGCGAGGUGGGAGAGGGGGCCGAUGGAGAUGUUGGCCUGCUGGAGGAGGGCGAUGCUACUGAUGAUGAUCUACUGAACGCCUGCCCCGAUGACGACAAGCAGAGUGUCGAAACGUUAGAUGUGUACGACGAUGCGGCCCUGGAAAUGGAUAUACGUCUGGGCGGUAUGGUCACAAGUAGUAUAGAUGAGACGCGGGCUCGCUUGCCACGGCAAAUGAGACGUCACACCAUUGGUAGUUCGGUGACCACAUCCGAGGAUGAGGGUCUCGAAGAGUCCGAGCAUGAUUCACCACAUUUCGGCAAUACAUUAAUGCCCCCGCCACCGACCACACCCUGCGGCAUAACAUUCACGCUGUCCCCGACCAACGGUGAUUACCCGCCCUUUCCCUCCUAUUCAUUUCCCAUUGAUCCGGGUUCACCGCCUGCAUCGCCUUCAUUUGCUUUGUCCGUGUGCGAUAGUCCAGUCAUGGAAUUGCCACCGCCUCCACCCAUAUCACCCCUAGAAUUACUGCCACAAGCGCCAUCAUUCGAUGUAACUUUGCCACCACCACCAGCCUUCAGUACCGAUGACUUUUCACCUGCCAUUACUAUAGCCUCCUCGGCCGUCAACGAUGGCUCUAGCUUAACGACCACGCCCAUGCCUGCGCUAGGUCAUGAUGACAUGCCACCACCACCAUCGCCAUUAUCAUCCCCCAGUCAGAGACCACGCCGACGUUCCAUAUCCCGACAAGAAGCUAUAUUUGUUGAACCCACAGGUAACUCGCUGGAGAACGUCUCCCAGGAGGAACAGCUGAAAUCGUCGGCGGAUGGUGUGAAUUCUUCGAUUGAUGAGAUCUCAACACUGGCCAUUUGUGGUUCGCCCGCUCCGCCGGCGGUUGGAGCCACAAUGGCCACAACCACCACCAGCAGCAGUAGCGGCAAGCAUGCCCUGGUUGUGCGUGAUAUUUAUUUAACUGUACCUGAUUUGAGACGUGAUCGUGCCGCCUCGGUUGAUUCGUGUUUUUCCAAAGUAUCGUCGGGCAAUAAAACGGAAGAACUCCAGCCCAGUGAUGGUUGCUUCCUGACCGUGCCCAACAUCAAUGCAACACGUUCUAGGUCGGUCGACAUUGUCCUGCCGACGGAUGAGCAGGCACGUUAUAAGGCCUUGGCUAUGGCCGGCACCACCGCUGGCAUAUAUGGUGAAGGAUUUCUGCAUGAUUUGUUGUUGAUCCACAUAUUUUGUAAUUAUUAA